AUGAGGACAGCAAGACUCUCCAAUUCAGUCUCUGCGAGGCGUGUAUAUGGCAUCACACCGGGAAAUUUCCCGAGUAUCCUCGCAGCACGAUCCCUAGCACAAGCCCAACGCAACCGUCGAGCAUUUCCCACACACUUGAAUGCAUUGGCGGUCUUGAUUCCCAACCAGCGCACAUAUGCGACCGAGACUUCUACAUCAUCGAGUCACAGCUCCGGAGGCACGCCAUUCCCACCUCCGGGCUUCGAUUCCAACCAAGCUAGGCAGCCACUCUCUUCUUCAUCGGCGGAGUCGCGGAAGGCAGCAGAUCAAGCAGCAGGAAGUCAAAAUGCUACGAAGACGACACCAGGGGAAUCUCAACUCAAUUCUACAUCUCCAGAGACCGUUGUAAUCGACAGUAAGAAACUGGUAGUGGAGCCGGAGAAGCGAGCCGUGGAGAAAAAGGAGGAAAAAAAGAUGACUCUUGGACAGAAGAUCAAGCAUGAGAUUCAGCAUUAUUGGGAUGGAACGAAAUUGCUGGCGACCGAAGUGCGCAUUAGUGUCAAGUUGGCGAUGAAGAUGGCUGCGGGUUAUGAGCUGAGUCGUCGUGAGAACAGACAGUUACAACGUACGGUCAAGGAUCUGGCACGUUUGGUGCCGUUCUCCGUGUUUGUGAUUGUCCCCUUUGCCGAAUUGUUACUCCCUAUUGCUCUCCGAAUCUUCCCCAACAUGCUCCCCAGCACCUACGAAGGACAAAAGUCGCGGGACAAAAAGGCCGAGACUCUUCGAGGUACUCGGAAGGAGGUUUCUGCAUUCCUGAAGGACACUUUGAAGGAGACUGGUCUACCGUUGAGCGCCGAGAAUGCCAGAAAAGAAGAAUUCACUGAAUUUUUCAAGAAACUCCGCUCAACUGGCGAAUCACCCUCCGAUGCGGAUGUUAUCAAAGUCAUCAAGAUUUUCAAGGAUGACUUGACGUUGGAUAACUUGUCUCGACCACAAUUGGUCGGCAUGUGCAAAUAUAUGAAUCUCAACACAUUCGGUACGGAUGCUAUGCUGCGAUACAACAUUCGUCACCGUAUGCGCCAGAUCAAGCGAGAUGACCGAGCAAUCUCAUACGAGGGUGUGGACUCUCUCUCUGUGCCCGAACUGCAGAUGGCUUGUGCAUCGCGUGGUCUCCGUACCCACGGUGUAUCCCCGGGACGUCUCCGAGACGAUCUUUCCAUGUGGCUAGACCUCCGUCUUAAGCAAGGCGUCCCCUCAACUAUGCUCGUUCUGAGUAACGCAUACCAAUACGCCACCCAAUCCAAGGACCCAGAACUAUCCUCCCAAAUCGACGCGCUCCGCUCUGUGUUGUCUAGUAUCCCCGAAGAACUCUUCCAUGAGAUCGAGCUAGAAGUCCACAACGCUGAAGGCGCAGCCACCAACAGACAACGCCUCGAAGUCAUUAAGGAGCAACAGGAAUUGAUUGAAGAAGAAAACACUCAAAUCACAGAGCAAGAAGGUAAAGGUGUUGCAGCACCAAAGGAUACGGAGAAUAUCGAUGAUAAGGAGGAUCAGCCCAAGAUCGAGGCGUCGGAUGCGAUUGCGCAGCAGGCUGCUGAGGCUAAUGAGGCUGAAGCUGACCAGGUGAGCGCUGAAAGACGAGGUAUCCAGGCAGAUAAGGAGGAUGCUGCCAAGGCUGAGAAGAAGAAUUAA
Molecule: messenger RNA, 1671 nt
Organism: Talaromyces amestolkiae
Lineage: Eukaryota; Fungi; Ascomycota; Eurotiomycetes; Eurotiales; Trichocomaceae
Exons: 3
Coding region: 1-1671 (556 amino acids)
Biological process (GO): intracellular monoatomic cation homeostasis
Cellular component (GO): mitochondrial inner membrane
Molecular function (GO): ribosome binding
Source: RefSeq, a predicted model, not a curated record